This is a messenger RNA of Brugia malayi, 1194 nucleotides long. RefSeq lists its product as uncharacterized. The record is from RefSeq and is a predicted model, not a curated record. Gene Ontology annotation, molecular function: serine-type endopeptidase inhibitor activity. Lineage: Eukaryota; Metazoa; Nematoda; Chromadorea; Rhabditida; Onchocercidae. Bases 1 to 1194 code for a protein of 397 amino acids. The transcript is spliced from 9 exons.
AUGACAUUUGGUAAUAUACGAUAUUACAUAAUUUUUGUAGUAUUUGUUUAUGUUUUUGUUAUAAUUCAAACAAAUCAAAUUAUUAAAAGCAUUUCAUUGGUUUUGAAUGACACAAAUAUUGGCAUUUCGCUUUACUGUGAAGAAGGAAUACCGUUAUUGUUAGCUAAUGAUACGGUAAAAACAUGUCGACCGAAUGAAAAUCCGGAUAGCAAUAUGGCUUGUCCGGAAAGAUUUUGGUGUCAUGUUGGUGCAACACAAAAUUCUUGGUAUUGUUGUCCAAGAAGCAGAAAAGUGAAAGAACGUUGCCAUUUGGCACCAGCAAAUGGUUACGGAAAUGAACAAAUCGGUCGAUUUUGGUAUGAUUGGAAAAGUUCCACCUGUAAACAAUUAACAUAUGCUGGAUACGGUGGAAAUGAAAAUAAUUUUAUGACAAAAACAGAUUGUGAAAAAGCAUGCUUAGGUAAACUAUCUGCAGAAUCAUUAGCAUAUGGUUCGCUUUCAAAUAAACUUGGUGUUGGCAAUCAAAAGUUUUCGGUGGAGGAGCAACAAAGUGUUGUCCCAAAUCCUUGUGAACUCAGUCCAGAUCGAGGAGUCACUGUUAGUGGCACUUUAUCGUCUUAUCGAUGGUAUUUUGAUAUUUCCGCCGAUCGCUGUAUUCGAUUCAAUUAUUUGGGUUCAGCAGGAAAUGCGAAUAAUUUUGAAACAGAUCGCAUAUGUUUGGAUAUUUGUGGCAUUGGGAAUACUAGUGAUGACAAUAUUUGCUUACUUCCCAUUAUGCCGGGUACUGGUCCAUAUAAAAUCCCUCGCUUUUAUUACGAUUCUCGAAAUAAAGCUUGUAAACAAUUUGUUUAUACUGGAUUUGGUGGCAAUAACAAUCGUUUUACCAAAUAUGAACAAUGUUCAGAGACAUGCUUAAAUCCUGGGUCGCUUGCAACUACAACUGUCUCGCCAUCGCCAUUCGUUACUACUCAAAUUACAACAAAGGAAAUGUCCACAUUAUCAACAGAAUCAACAUUUAAUUUUGAAAAGUUCAAACAAUUGCAAUCUUUAACAACAGUUCUUCCACAGCACUUGGUUCUUGUUGAAGAAGUUAAAGAACUAAUGUCAACAACUAACAAUGCCAAUCAAUAUAAUAAGCCUUUCGGUGAAAAUUUGAACACUCAAAAUCUCUCUUCUCAAAUGAUAAGUUUUUAA